AUGGUAAUAAAAAAAUCAGGAGCGGAGAUGUCAUUUACUCAGUUUGGAUAUCCGUACAACGGCAACUCUCAGUUUUUGGUUUCGACAAAUCCAAGUACAAUGUGUUAUGAUUCCUCGAUAUCUAAAUCGCUGCCCGAGGUCUCUGCUACUUCUGCCCAGACCCCUACCAUCUGCUGCCCUUCUUAUGAGAACAGGCUGCUGGUCAGCACAAGGACUGAUCUGAGUGCAGCGCUAGGAGUCUAUAACCCCCAGUACACCGCAGCCAGUCCAGGCUACACCAGCUACCGCCCCUGCACUUCUGACCCAGCAUCCUUGUAUUCCACUCUGACCUCUCAGUAUGAAAUGAAGGAUGGCGCCAGCUCUCUGCAUCCAGGGAUAGCUCAGCCUGCUGCCUACUAUCCAUAUGAUCACUCCUUGGGGCAGUACCAGUACGACAGGUUCGGAACGCUGGAUUUUACGGUCUCCACAAGACGGAAAAAUGCAACCAGAGAGACCACAAGCACCCUAAAGACCUGGCUAUAUGAGCAUCGAAAAAAUCCCUAUCCAACGAAAGGUGAAAAAAUUAUGCUGGCGAUUAUUACAAAGAUGACCCUCACACAAGUGUCUACUUGGUUUGCUAAUGCCAGAAGGAGGUUAAAAAAGGAAAAUAAAAUGACCUGGUCACCAAAAAAUAAGCCUGGAGAUGAAAGUAAAGAAGAGAAAUGUGACGCGGAUGAAUAUAGUCCAGAGAGUGACAGUCCAGAAGAAAAAUUCAGCAAAAGUGAGAAGGAGCUGAAGCAAAUUGACUUGGAAGACAACGCGGAAGAGGUGACCAGCUUACAGAGUAAAGACAAGAACGUGGAAUGCCAUCAUGAUCUGACCAGAUCCACCUUGCUUGCUUCAGAGACCAGUGAGAGCCUUUUGACCCAAAAUUACAAUGCAGCCAGCAGUCCGUGUGCCAAGGAUAAUAUGGAAGACUUUUUGGGACUAAUGGUGGGGAAAAAAAGCUUCCAAGGAUACAGCGAACACAUAAUUGCUGAACCGAUACAAGAGCUCCUGAGAGGACAUCCUAAAAAGUACCAGAAAUCCCAGAUACCGGUUGAAUGGAAUAAAGAAAGAGAUAUCGCUUUCCAACUCCUGAAGAAGAAGUUGACAGAACCACCUGUCUUGGGCUAUCCCGAUUAUCAACAGCCAUUCCAUCUCUACACUGAUGCCAGUAAGAGAGGCUUCGGAACUGUCCUGUCUCAAGUGCAAGAAGGUAAAGAGAGAGUAAUUGCUUAUGCUAGCAGAUCCCUUAGAGGUGCUAAGAAAAAUGACCAAAAUGACAGUGCCUUCAAGUUAGAAUUUCUAGCACUUGUGUGGGCCGUCACUGAAAAAUUUAAAGACGACCUCGCAGCAACCCCAUUUGUGGCCUAUACUGAUAACAACCCACUGGUGCAUCUCAACAUAGCCGAGUUAGGAGCCUUAGAGGAGAGAUGGGCCUCACGUCUUGCCAACUACAAUUUCACUGUCAAGUACAGAACAGGCAAGUCAAAUGAAAACGUGGAUGCCUUAUGUCGCCUGCCUACCAAAUAA
This is a messenger RNA of Bufo bufo (common toad), 1554 nucleotides long. It is a transcript of the gene IRX6, whose product is annotated as iroquois homeobox 6. Gene Ontology annotation, cellular component: nucleus. The coding region runs from base 1 to 1554 and encodes 517 amino acids. Gene Ontology annotation, biological process: cell development; regulation of transcription by RNA polymerase II; neuron differentiation. NCBI's taxonomy places the organism in Eukaryota, Metazoa, Chordata, Amphibia, Anura, Bufonidae. Gene Ontology annotation, molecular function: DNA-binding transcription factor activity, RNA polymerase II-specific; RNA polymerase II cis-regulatory region sequence-specific DNA binding. The transcript has 6 exons. The record is from RefSeq and is a predicted model, not a curated record.